UAGCAUUUAAAAAGAAGACCUUUCCAUUGCCUUUUGGAAGGGUUGGAUUUCAUUUCAAGUUUGCUUCGCUUUUAAUCUUGUAUUUGUACUCACAGCCAACCGUGGGCACCACCUGCUUACUCCUCCCCCAGAAGCUCCCUUUUUUGUACACAAAGUAUAUAAGAGAUGGCAGACGGCGAGGAUAUUCAGCCACUCGUCUGUGAUAAUGGGACAGGAAUGGUCAAGGCUGGAUUUGCUGGAGAUGAUGCUCCAAGAGCAGUGUUUCCAAGCAUUGUUGGUCGCCCACGUCACACCGGUGUGAUGGUUGGCAUGGGCCAAAAAGAUGCAUAUGUUGGUGAUGAAGCUCAAUCCAAACGUGGUAUUCUGUCUUUGAAAUAUCCAAUUGAGCAUGGUAUCGUGAACAACUGGGAUGACAUGGAGAAAAUCUGGCAUCACACAUUUUACAAUGAACUUCGUGUUGCCCCCGAGGAACACCCUGUCCUGCUCACCGAAGCACCUCUCAAUCCAAAGGCUAAUCGUGAGAAGAUGACUCAAAUCAUGUUUGAGACAUUUAAUACUCCUGCCAUGUAUGUCGCCAUUCAAGCAGUUCUAUCUCUUUAUGCCAGUGGUCGUACUACAGGUAUUGUCCUGGACUCUGGUGAUGGUGUCAGCCACACUGUUCCAAUCUACGAGGGAUAUGCUCUGCCACAUGCUAUCCUUCGUCUCGAUUUGGCAGGACGUGACCUGACCGAUCACCUAAUGAAGAUCUUUAGAGAGCGCGGUUACUCAUUCACCACCACUGCUGAACGAGAAAUCGUGAGGGACGUGAAGGAAAAGCUCUCCUACAUUGCUCUUGACUAUGAACAAGAGAUGGAUACUUCAAAAACUAGCUCCUCUGUUGAGAAGAGCUACGAGUUGCCUGAUGGUCAAGUGAUCACAAUUGGUGCUGAACGUUUCCGAUGCCCAGAAGUCCUUUUCCAGCCUUCAAUGAUCGGAAUGGAAGCUGCGGGCAUUCAUGAAACAACAUACAACUCGAUCAUGAAAUGCGACGUUGAUAUCAGGAAGGAUCUUUAUGGAAACAUUGUACUUAGUGGCGGUUCAACUAUGUUUCCUGGAAUUGCUGAUAGGAUGAGCAAGGAAAUCACAGCACUGGCUCCAAGCAGCAUGAAAAUUAAGGUGGUAGCUCCACCAGAGAGGAAGUAUAGUGUUUGGAUUGGAGGUUCCAUUUUGGCUUCCUUAAGUACCUUCCAACAGAUGUGGAUUGCAAAGGCAGAAUACGAUGAAUCUGGUCCAUCCAUUGUGCACAGAAAAUGCUUCUAAUUAGUUUUAGAUAUGUAAUUCCUAUGUCCUCCUGUAACAGUGGCAAAUAAAUUUUCCAGAAUUGACAGUAAAACCAGAUCUUUCCGUGUAGAUUUUUUGGUUGUGAACUUUGUCAUUUAAUGUAAAUUAUAUUGAAUCAAUUUGUUUUUAAUUA
Molecule: messenger RNA, 1453 nt
Organism: Capsicum annuum
Lineage: Eukaryota; Viridiplantae; Streptophyta; Magnoliopsida; Solanales; Solanaceae
Product: actin
Exons: 5
Coding region: 166-1299 (377 amino acids)
Cellular component (GO): cytoplasm
Source: RefSeq, a predicted model, not a curated record